AUGGCGAACCUCAACCCGUCUGCGGUUCACUUCCAUAUGUACCACCCCCAACUGGACGUCGAACUCUCCAGCGUGUGGCCAGUCAAUUUCGCAGGACAAGGACAACGUUAUAAUAGAUUAGGUCCUAUAGAUGCAAAGAUGAGGAACAGAAUCUUAGUGGGUUUGGUGCUGAGUUCUCUUCUUGCUACUAUACAUGUCCUCAUACUCGGGAUUUCCGAGCUUGUUCUAGAAUACUUGGGGACCUUCGACACUAGGAAGGACGAUGUUAACCCUGGCUAUCCAGACCGAGUGGACUUCCUAGUGCACAGUGCCGCUGGACGUUCCCUUGAUCGUCCAGACGCACUCUCACUUUAUCCAAGCAGAAAGUGUCAUUGA
Striga asiatica is the source of this 375-nucleotide messenger RNA. The record is from the annotation of a GenBank genome assembly. NCBI's taxonomy places the organism in Eukaryota, Viridiplantae, Streptophyta, Magnoliopsida, Lamiales, Orobanchaceae.